AUGACAGAAUCUCAACAAUAUUGGCUCCCGGGAUACGGGCUGUCACGACACAUCGUUCUAAGCCAGAUCCAAUAUUUCCUGGGACCUACAUCGUCCGCUAGGCCCUAUAGUUAUCAAGGACGCGAAGGCUAUCUUGUCACGGGAACCCCUUUGACUCGACAACAAAUCGAGGACCUGGCAAACAUGUCAUUAGAGUAUGAGAAAGGAGCUGCCAUGCGGAUGGCUCACAACAACUUCAAUUUCAAUGCUGACGGCAAAUCUUCGGAGCAAUACGUCAAUGAAUUGAUAAGCGUUGGAAUGCGCGAAAAAGAACGAGACCGUGUCAGUGACCGAAACGAAGACCGUGAAAGAGAAGGAGAAAGCGAUAGAUGGAGAUGUAGAAGAUUCUCGCCCUUAGAUCGGCGUUCAAGACAUAAACAAUCGUGGUGA
Molecule: messenger RNA, 429 nt
Organism: Paracoccidioides brasiliensis Pb18
Exons: 3
Coding region: 1-429 (142 amino acids)
Source: RefSeq, a predicted model, not a curated record